AGAACACACUAUGAACUAAGGGGCUAUGACACUGAGGAAGGAACCGAAUGGCCAGCAACACCAGUGGGUCAAACAGAGAAACAGCCAGAACAGGAUAAGGCGGGUACUGACGCUGUCAUAUCGUGCUAUAAGGACCUUCAAAUCCCGCAUAUCAGCCAAAAUCAACAUUAGUCAGCAUAUUCAGGAAAUAUCUGCAUUAACCGUAACAAAAAACAAGCAAAGAAAAAAUAUGAAAAAAUAGAUGAGUGCCGAAGCCACCCCGCGCACCGCGUCACGGAUUAUACCGCAGUAUUUAAAGGACGGUGGAAGGUGAAGGAAGCGCCGUAAUCCUCACGUGUUAGGCGCCCGGAGGUGAUGACAACGCAGGUCUAAUCCGGCCACCUUGUUGCUUUUUUUUUGUCAAGAACAGACAAGUAAGGGUUGCCAACUCUGGUCAGCUGGCUGGAGUGAUAUUUUCCAUUCGAUGUCUGCACACUCAUUUACAAACUGAAGGUUUCAGGCCAAAGACCAAUGACGAAGACAGCUUAUACCUCUCUGCUGGGAAAAUGUUUAGGAACCUGAAUAAAUUCAGAAAGUUAUUAUUGAUUGGAAUAUUUAUUUCCACCAUAGGAUACUUUUUUUACAUUAAAUUGGAAUUAAGUCUAAACUACAAUUUUCUAGAGCUCACUGAUAAGCGCAUUGAAAAAUUGUGCAACUGUACAAAGAUCCUGAAGAAAGAUCAAGAGGAAAUUGCGAAUGCAAAGUUGAAUUUGAUAACCAAAAGCUUUCGAAACAGAAGCACGAUUUCAGACAAGCAUUACAUUGAAUGGACUAAAGACUGCGAGAAAUUCCGAGUAAUGAGGAAGUAUCUGACUUUUCCCCUGAGUCAUGAGGAGGAGGUGUUUCCUAUCGCAUACUCCAUAGUCAUUCACCAGAAGAUCCACAGUUUUGAAAGGAUGCUCAGGUCUAUUUACAGCCCACAGAAUUUUUAUUGCAUCCAUGUUGACCAAAAGUCUAUGCCAUCAUUUCAGACUGCCGUGAAAGGCAUUGCUGCCUGCUUUGACAAUGUCAUCGUUUCCAGUAAACAGGAGAGAGUUGUGUAUGCUAGCUGGAGCAGGGUCCAGGCUGACAUCAACUGUAUGGAGGACCUGUAUAACCUGAAUUCUAACUGGAAAUACUUUAUAAACCUCUGUGGUCAGGACUUUCCCAUAAAAACCAACCUGGAAAUAGUGCGGAAACUGAAAGUUUUGAAUGGCAAGAAUAAUCUUGAGACCGAACAAAUGCCAACAUACAAGAAAGUCAGAUGGGAAAAAGUACACAAGAUUGUCAACAAUAACAUACAGAGAACAAAAGAAAACAAAGAAGCACCUCCAGUUAAUACCCCUAUAUUUGCAGGGGGUGCUUACAUCGUGGUUUGCCGGGAUUUUGUGCGAUACGUUCUUCAGGAUCCAGCAGCACACCAGUUGAUCAAAUGGUCGAAAGACACCUACAGCCCCGACGAGCAUCUGUGGGCGACGUUACAGAGGCAGCCUGGAGCUCCUGGCUCCGUCCCCAUCAGUAACAGAUAUGAUGUCACCGAUGUGAAUUCAAUUUCGAGGCUAGUGAAAUGGCUGUAUUUUGAAGGACAAGAAUCAAAGGGAGCCAUGUACCCUCCCUGCGAGGGGCAUCACGUCCGGACUGUGUGUGUUUAUGGUGUCGGGGACCUCAAGUGGAUUCUGCAGCAGCCCCAUCUGUUUGCCAAUAAGUUUGACUCGGACGCAGACUAUUUUGUCCUGUACUGUUUAGAAAGUUACUUGCGCCAUAAGGCCCUGGCGGAGAUGGACUGAUAGAUUUUGUCUCUUCAAGGUAACUCCCAAUGCAUGUGUAACAUUUAGCUAGCCCAUCUUGCUAAGUGAAGAAGAUACUGCUGAAGGCGUAAACGGAAAUGACCAAAGUAUUUGCCACAGAAAGCCUGCUGUUUGAGCCCUGGGAAAGGAAUAUUGCUGCUGCUAACGGUGUAUAAGAGUUGCACAUACUGUAUGUGUUUUAUUAAUGAUUGUUUGUUAUCAGUAGCAUCCACCUGUUUUUGUUUAAAUAUAUUCCAGCAUCACUUGAAAUGAAUAAUGAAACCAUUCUUCAUUUGGAUUUUCAUUUCACACCACAGAAGGGCUGUUAACGACAUUUUGGAAUAACUAGGGUGUUUCUCGAUAUGCGUACUUGACCGCACUUGACCAUACUUAUGUUCUCUUGCACAUGUUUUGCGGCAUCUUCCAAUACUCCAGUAUGGAGGACGGUAAAAAAAUUCUGGAUGUUGUUCUUGCCCCACCCCAAAUAUCAAGGAUACAUUGGUUGAACCCUCACCAAAUGAAAUCAGUCCCAUGAUUCAUUGUGCCAAAGUUUGUUCUUUGUAGGCAAAUUAACAAGACUGGUCUCGCCAAGACCAUAAGUACGAUCUUUGUGUUCUUGGUUUUGAGAAACACCCCAUAAUUUUACGUUGUCACACAAUCACAAGACUAGAUUUCAUGAAUAGGAGCUUUAAAUAUGAAAACAGAAAAAAGAGAAAGCAUUUAACAAAAAUAUUUUGCCUUUCUGUAACCUUUCUUUUCCAAAAACUUGGGCUUCCCAAAUCCCUUUUUCAUCUUAGCAAAACAGGGGGUAAAAUAAGAAUACGGAUUUUUAUCCAUACAUCCAUCCACCAUUCAUCCAUUACAGGGACACGGUAAGAAUAUAUUACUUAAUAUUUCUUAAGAAAAGUAAUUAUUCUUACAAAAAUAUGUAAUGAUACUGACUCAUUUAUCAAACAUUAAAACUUCACUAAAAAGA
Paramormyrops kingsleyae is the source of this 2781-nucleotide messenger RNA. RefSeq names its product glucosaminyl (N-acetyl) transferase 1. The record is from RefSeq and is a predicted model, not a curated record. Lineage: Eukaryota; Metazoa; Chordata; Actinopteri; Osteoglossiformes; Mormyridae. Gene Ontology annotation, cellular component: membrane. Gene Ontology annotation, molecular function: beta-1,3-galactosyl-O-glycosyl-glycoprotein beta-1,6-N-acetylglucosaminyltransferase activity.